GUUAGACCGUGCCAAGAAAAGAAAUUCACACACAAACCCAGCAGCCAACUUGCAUUCGUCAUCGCCUUGCUCGGAUCCACAUAUACCGUUUCCUUUCCCCACACUUGCGCGUCCUCGUCGGUAGAAGCUUUCAGUUGUCGCAGCUCCAGCACAGCAGCAGGCAAGCUCCCCGCCGUCGGCCGUUCAGCACUACCUACACGAUUGGUACCCGUUCUUUUAGAGUCUCAUCCAUCUGCCAGGUUGGCCUUGGUUUUUGGCCUGGGCACCCCCAAGUAGGUACCAGCGACCCACGAGUAAUAAGACAAGCAGGUAUUGGAUGCCAGGACAAGGCAAAGCAAGAAUAAAUUUUGAAAAAAAAGGGAAACAAGAAAACCAAGGCAAAAGAAGAAGGAAAAAAAAGGAAAUAGCUGGUUUUUUGUUGUUUGCCUGUGACGUCCUUCAUUCCACUCACUGGCAACACGUGCAAUAAUUUUUAUCAUUCACGCCAAUCUUCGAACAUCUGUACCGAUCAAAACCAAGACUCGCCGAACCGCGACCAAGCUGCAGCUAUAGCUGUAGCCAAGCCCUACACUGCUAAACGGGCUCAACGUCGAACCCAAUUGGACCCGAUCCAAAGCCGAACACCGCCAGGACGCGUGUGCUUCCGGGCCUCGAUAAACCGCAUUUCCUUUUCGCAGCCGAGCCUUGUCAAUUGCGCCCCUGAGGACCGAGGAUCAUAUCCCUUGCCGGAGUGGUGACGGCAGUCCAUGCUGAGCACCACACGCACGCCUGACCCACUGCCAAACGCCACUGUCAUCACCAAGCGAGACCCCUCCCUCCAGUCGCCAAUAUGGUUCGAAUAAUUCCCAGCAGGCUCAAGUCGAGCGCCUCCAUCUCCAACACAGCUUCCAGCAACAAUAGCCGAGCAACAAGUCCAAUGAGGAACAAAGGGGACUCAGCAAGCCCGGAAGGGCGCAGAGAGACAGGUUUGGUGUUGAAUAUUGUUAUUUUGAGGGGUCGCAACUUGGCCGCGAAAGAUAGAAGCGGAACUUCGGAUCCGUAUCUUGUUUUGAAUUGCGGCGAUUCCAAACACGUUACUGCAACGGUACCCAAAUCACUCAACCCCGAAUGGAACGAACAAUGCGAAUUUCCUAUCAACGGAGCACAACAUCUGCUCCUGGACGUCUGCGCUUGGGACAAGGACAGAUUUGGCAAGGAUUACAUGGGCGAAUUUGAUCUUGCAUUAGAGGAAAUUUUUCUGGACGAGAAGACGGAACAGCCACCGAAAUGGUACCCCCUGAAGAGCAAGCGACCCGGCAAGAAAACCAGUGUGGUUUCUGGAGAAGUCUUGUUGCAGUUCACCAUCUUCGAUUCCUCCAACCGCGAUGCCACACGCCGCGAUAUUUACAACAAACUCAUGAGCAUCGUCAAGGCUGCAGGCCCCGAGGUCGAUUCUUCGUCUAGGGACCCUACACCAACCCUCACACCAGUGUUGGCCCCGGUGCGCAAACCUAGCAGCUCAGGAAAUUCUCCGUCUCCACCCCUUCUCAGCAGGCGACAAACCUCGGAUCUUGGGGAGGGUGGGGAGAACGGAGACGAUGACUACGAGAUUUAUGACGACGAGACACCCGACGAGCCAGAAGAGGCCGAUGAUCCCAACCAGCCCGAGGUCAUUGAGAAAAGAAAACGAAGACUCAGGAUCAAGGGUCUAAAGCGCAAGAAGAGGGACAAUGGGUUCGAAUUCAGCAACAGCAGUUCCGACGUGGUUGGUAUUAUCUUCCUCGAGAUCCGCAGCAUCACCGACCUGCCCCCAGAGCACAACUUUACCAGGACUAGCUUCGACUGCGAUCCGUUUGUGGUGGCCUCGCUGGGCAAGAAGACGUACCGAACUCGGACGAUUCGACAUAAUUUGAACCCUGUUUUCAACGAAAAGAUGCUUUUCCAGGUUAUGAACCAUGAACAGCAAUAUUCUUUCUCUUUCACCGUUAUAGACCGCGACAAGUUCUCGGGUAAUGAUUUUAUUGCAUCCGUCAACUUGCCCAUCAAAGAGAUUAUGGACAAGGCUCCCAGGGCGGACCCGACGACCGGCCUAUACGAGCUCAAAGAUCCUCCAGAAUAUACGCCGGAGAAGCGGUCUCGGUUCAUGAGACUUAGUAUGUCCCGGUCCGCCUCUUCUGCAUCACUAUCUAAAUUGAGCCGGCCGUCAUUGAGCAAGUCUCCGUCGGUGGCCUCUACUACAGCACAAGGCUCUGGGACGCCAUCGCAAGCCAUACCGGCCCCCUCGACAUCGCCCGGUGCCAGUGGAAUGCUCUCAGAAGCGGUGGCCAGAUCCAACACAACUAACUCUGGACUGCUGACACCUUCCGAGAACGUCGGUGCGGCCGCUGCAGUUUCUGCUGCGGCGACUUCCGGUGGAGAGUUGAACCCAGACAGCGAUGACCCCUUCUUCGUGUCCUUCGAACUGCCUUUGAAAAUGAAGAAUCUUGAAAAGUGGGAGGACAAGCACAGCCCGGUGCUCUACAUCCGUGCCAAGUACAUGCCUUAUCCAGCACUCCGACAGCAGUUCUGGAGAGCUUUGCUGCGACAGUACGAUGCCAAUGAAAGCGGCGAGAUCAGCAAGGUGGAACUCACUACAAUGCUCGACACGUUAGGGUCGACUUUGAGAGACUCUACAAUCGACAGUUUCUUCCAACGGUUUCCCCACAAGGCUGCAAAUGGUGAGGACGGAGUAGAGAUCACCAUGGAUGAGGCAGUUCUUUGCCUCGAGGACCAACUAUCCAAAUCCAGGGCUGGCUCGACAAUUGGCGACAAAGUCAAGAAUAUACUGCCGGACGCCGAGAAGGUCAAGGGGCUGCUUUCGGUACCUGGCCACACGGCGUCGACGGCAUCGACUGGGUCGGACACAUCAGGCAGCGAUGACGCAACCCCGGUAGAGGGGUCAACAUCGACAACUCUGACCACAGAGGACAGUACCAUCAAAGUGCCGGAACUUAGUGACUCGGGCAUGGAGGGAGAUGUCCUUGAGCGCGGAGACGAUUUGAAUGACCGGGGCGAGGAGCAUGUCGUUAUGAUCAGAGAGUGUCCCAUCUGCCACCAGCCUCGACUCAACAGGCGGAAAGAUGCAGACAUUAUCACUCACAUCUCAACCUGUGCCAGCCAGGAUUGGCGGCAGGUCAACAACCUGAUGAUGGCAGGCUUCGUUACAGCCAGUCAGGCGCAUCGAAAGUGGUACUCCAAGGUCAUCACCAAGAUCUCUUACGGCGGCUACAAGCUCGGUGCCAACUCGGCCAACAUCUUGGUCCAAGACCGACUGACGGGCCAGAUCAACGAGGAGAAGAUGAGUGUCUAUGUGCGUCUGGGUAUCAGGCUGUUGUACAAGGGGCUGAAGUCCAAUAGUAUGGAGAACAAGAGGAUUCGGAAACUCCUAAAGAGCCUUAGCAUCAAGCAGGGCAAAAAGUACGAUGACCCUGCCUCCACGGCAGAGAUUCAAAAGUUUAUCGAGUUCCACAACUUGGACAUGUCCGAGGUGCUUCUGUCGAUUGAUGAGUUCAAGAGCUUCAACGAGUUUUUCUAUCGUGCGCUCAAGCCUGGUGCAAGGCCCUGCUCGGCGCCCGAUCGCCCACGCAUCAUCGUGUCCCCCGCGGAUUGCCGUUGUGUAGUGUUCAACCGCGUCGACGUGGCAACCAAGGUCUGGAUCAAGGGACGCGACUUUUCUGUCAAGAGAUUGCUGGGCGAUGCUUAUCCGGAGGAUGCCAAGCGAUACGAGAACGGAGGCGGUCUGGCUAUUUUCAGACUGGCACCGCAGGACUACCACCGCUUCCACAUUCCGGUCGACGGCGUGAUGGGCAGGCCAAAGACUAUUGCUGGCGAGUAUUAUACAGUCAACCCCAUGGCCAUCAGGUCUGCCCUGGACGUGUACGGCGAGAACGUGCGUGUCUUGGUGCCAAUCGACAGCCCCGAGUUUGGUCGGGUUAUGGUUGUAUGCAUCGGCGCCAUGAUGGUAGGCAGCACCGUAAUUACCAGACACGAGGGCGACGAGGUCAAGAGGGCGGAUGAGUUGGGCUACUUCAAAUUUGGAGGCAGCACGCUCGUGGUUCUCUUUGAGGAGGGCAAGAUGAGGUUCGAUGACGAUCUUGUGGACAACUCCAAUGGAGCACUUGAGACUCUGGUCCGUGUUGGCAUGUCAGUAGGACAUCAUGUCAAUGAGCCUCAGUGGACACCAGACAUGCGCAAGAACGAGAAUGAGAUCACGGAACAGGACAAGAAAGAUGCCAAGCGUCGCAUCCAGGGUGCCGAGUUCAGCGACAUGACACCCGAAGACAGCGGGCCUGAUGAGAGCCCGCCGAAGCCAUCGGCCAAGCCAUCGCUAACAACAAGGAUUGCGGGCUGAUGAUUAAAAGUUGAAAGUAUUAAAAGGCGAGCAUAAAGUGCGGUUGGCGUUUGCUAGGUGGGCGCAACUCUUCACAUGAUUUUGUUAUUGUUGUUUUAAUUUUUAUAUAUUUUUUUAUUAUCCUCAUUACACCCCCUUGUUGCAGCCAAGAAACCAGGGCCAAGGACACACAUACAUGUAUAGACUCAGCGGAUUGUGAGGAAGAGUAGUUUUUUUUUUUACUCUUCUAUAUUUUUGAACGUCAUUAUAUAGACAGACGCAGACAUUCAUUUCUGUGGAAUUAUUGUUCUGCUAUGGGCGGCAUACAUGAAUAAAGAAGCAUUCAGCAUGGAUCACCAAAAAAAAAGAAAAAAAAACAUAUGCCCCAACCUUGGGUGUAUACAACCUUACUUAUCUUGGACCCUGGGGGUGAACCGCCUAUCCUCGUAUCUUUGCCGCUACUGCAUCCACCGAGCAUCAUAGUCAAAAACACCACCAUGCCUCUCCCUCAAGUGAUGGUAGCAUCCACCCGCAGUGUCAAACGUCGCCAGACACUUCCAGCAUAUGUGGCACUUGCAACCCAGGCACGUCAUGUGGUUGCAUCCCUCGGUCUUUUCGAUAGCUGUGCCACACCGCGGGCAGUCCUUGACGCCCAGCUCCUUCUUGACCCUCUCGAGGGCCGCAUGCCCGCCCGAGGCCAAGUCGCGGUGAUCGGCGCAGGACAUGCCCUCAUGCAGCGCGUGGCACGCCGUGCAUGUCGUCGCCAUGCAUUGCGGGCACGUAAAGCUUGCGGGUUUGGUGGUGGUGCUGCUGUUGCUGGUGGUGCAGCGGUAGAUGCGCCCACAGUCUGGCGUGGGACAGUACCGGAACAGAUCCGGGUGCCGGCGGAUGUAGCCCGUGAAGCUGGCCUCGAGGGCGUCCUCGAAGCUCGUCGACGAUAUGUGCGAUUGCAGCUCCGGCAGCGGCAGGGGGGCUUGGCAGGUGUUCGCGGCGCCGACGCAGCACAGCGUGUACUGCGUCGCGGCCGUCAGCUCGGAUUGGCUCAUGUCGGCGAGGCAGCCUGUGCAGUAGACGUGGCCGCAUGUGGUGGUGACGGCGUCGUCGGCUGGUGUCCAGCACACGGAGCAGUCGGUCUCUUCUUGGUCUUCUCCGGCCGGUAUCUCGGCAUCAGGACGGGACGCGUCCUUUGCGGCGAUGAACUUGAUUGCUUCCUGGUAGUCCGCCUCGGUGCCUGUGCAGACGAUGCGCUUGGGCUUGCUGAUGAUGUCAAAGGCCACCUUGCCCUCGCCGCCGAGGUGCGUGGUCAAGGCCCUGAAGCCGCCGUGGCACGCCCACAGGAAGUCUUUCUGGGACAGCUCAAUGACAUGUUGGUCAUCGGCAGCAUGCUUGUCCAGGAGCGAGGUGAUGAGCCCCUUGACGAGCUCCCGAUCAUUGGCAUUUCCAAACAAUCGAAGCUGGCACCGCCGCCUGUCGAUGGUGACCACGACACGAUGCGACUUGAAGAAGCCGUUCAAACCCCGCCUGAAGGCUACAUCCUUGGUGACAAUGGACCAGUGGCUCUUCUCUAGCUUCAUGAGCUCGCCGCCAACGAUUUCAGCCAGCGUCCUCUGCGCCGCCGCUACGACUGUUUUAUCGUCCGCCUGUAGCCGCAAGACUCUGUGCCCCUUUUCGGGCGGAUAUGCAUUGAACAGGAUAUGCUGAUCCUCCCACUGCACCCUUUGCGCCUCCAGCCGGUCGCGUAGGACGCUGUAGAUACGUGUUGCUAGCUUGAACUUGGCGACAGUGAUGUGUUGGACCGUGAGCUUGGGGGCUGGGUUGGAUAGGAAACCGAGGCGAGGAGGUCUGAUUUGCCCAUUGUUGAGGGUCUCGGCCGCUAUCCUGGCGUCUGUCUCAUCCGCAAAGGUCGCCUGGGCUUUGAUACGCUUCCCCUGCCCGGAUUUUAUCACCAUCCAGCUCUCCAAAGGCCCGAUCUCUUCGAGCAUCAUUUUGACCCUAGCGAUCAGUUCCGUGGCCCUGACUCUGUAAGUUUCCUUGCCGAGCUCUACGUGUUUGAUUUCCUGCCGGUACGCAUCCGAGAUGGAAUUCUUGACAUCCUCGGCCGUGAUGGCGUUGUCGAUUUCGGUCAACAUCACAGUUCGGGCCUCAUGGUCCCUGAAGCCCCCAGGGAGCGCACCGACCUUUAUCACCUGUCCAUCAAUCUUGAAGGUUCCGGCGACGAAUCUGUCGUGAACUUUUUGCGCGGCAUUCCUCGAGUAAAAGUUGAUCCAGACCGUCCGCAUGGGCCGGUACCAUGAGCAGUGCACCCUCCGGCAGUCGACGCGGUGCAGACCCGAGCCCUGCGGUUCGGGGACUUCUGUGCGAACGGCAGUGAUUUCGGACCCUGACGCCGUCAUUGUGUUUCUAACGACCGUGGCAAACUCGGGAUCCUCUGCCCGUAGGUCCGCAUUGCGGUCGCCGGGUCGGAUCCUUACCGUGAUCUCCUGGGGCACGUCGACGCCGCUGUCACGCAGCAUCUGAAUGAUUGUGUCUUGGGUGCUGCCUUCCGGGAUAUUGCCAAGACGGACGGCUGAAAAGUCCGUCGUGAGCGAGACCUUGGAUACGCUGCACCCGUCUCCGUAACGGACGAUUGCACCUCCAAAGACUCGCGUCCAGUCGUCUUGCUGCUCAUCAGCCUCAGGCUGCUCGGCAUAGCCAUCUAUAACCCGUGAUGGUGCUUGUGAAGCAUCGUGCUGGAACAGACACGCCUCGCCGCUCCUGCACUCACCCCUGGCGAAGUAGCGGCAGGGCAGUUGACUACUGCGUGGGACCGUGGCAUCUGCAUCCGCAGAGGCCUCGGCGUCCUCAAUCUCAGUUCGCGCGGGGGUCUGGUGGAGGAAGACGCACGCAUCCCCACGCUUGCAGGCCCCGGCGAGGAAAUAGUGGCACGUUACCGCCUUCUUGGAGUACUGCUGCACCGUGUUCUGCUCCGGCCGGGCCAUGUCGCGCGGGGUGACGUGUGGAAACGGACAGGAUGUGCCCUUGGCGCAGCGGCCGCUGGCGAAAAAUCGACAUGUGGUGGCGGCUGGCCGGGUUCGGAUAGGUAUGUUGUGCUCCAUGGCAUGAAUCAAGGCUGAACUGAAAUUACGGUUGAUGGUUAAAUUGGAAAAAAAAAAAAGGAAAGGCUUCCUCGUCAGUCAUCUGGUGCUAACUUGAGGACUUGGAGCGCAAGCCUGGGAAGGAGAAGACCACAGCGGGGGGAAUCACGUGUACAUCAUGUUGUGUAACCACAUUGCGAUUUUCAUGAUCAAUUAUCGAAAGGGGG
Molecule: messenger RNA, 7649 nt
Organism: Pyricularia grisea
Lineage: Eukaryota; Fungi; Ascomycota; Sordariomycetes; Magnaporthales; Pyriculariaceae
Exons: 7
Coding region: 830-4369 (1179 amino acids)
Biological process (GO): phospholipid biosynthetic process
Molecular function (GO): calcium ion binding; phosphatidylserine decarboxylase activity
Source: RefSeq, a predicted model, not a curated record